Molecule: messenger RNA, 1470 nt
Organism: Fulmarus glacialis (Northern fulmar)
Lineage: Eukaryota; Metazoa; Chordata; Aves; Procellariiformes; Procellariidae
Gene: DCPH1
Product: chromosome unknown open reading frame, human C6orf211
Exons: 4
Biological process (GO): DNA damage response
Cellular component (GO): cytoplasm; nucleus
Molecular function (GO): phosphatase activity
Source: RefSeq, a predicted model, not a curated record
AUCCUUUGCAUAUUUUACAAUUAAAGACAGACUGCCCCAGAUCCUCACAAGAGUUAUUGAUACUCUGCAUCGACAUAAAAAUGAAUUUUUUGAAGAACAUGGUGAGAAGGGUGUUGAAGCAGAGAAGAGAGCUAUCUCUUUCCUCUCCAAACUGCGGAAUGAACUGCAAACAGACAAACCAGUGACCCCUCUAGAAGAUGAGCUGCCUGAUGCUCCACUGUGGAACCAAUACCUAGACUACCAACGAAAUUUAUCAAAUGGAAAUGGAGAAUCGAGUUGGUUUCAGUCCCCUUGGUUAUAUGUAGAGUGUUACAUGUAUCGAAGAAUUCAUGCAGCAUUAGCACAGAACCCACCUAUUGACAACUUUGACGUAUUUAAGGAAGGAAAGGCACAAAAUUUCUUUGAAUCCCAAGAGGCUGUUAUUGCCUUAUGCACUUACUUUCAGGAACUUCUAAAAAACGUCAAGGAUCUAGACGAAAAGCAACUUCAGGAGGAACUUUUUAAGCUAUUGCAGGUGUCAUUGUGGGGCAAUAAGUGUGACCUUUCUUUUUCAGCUGGUGAAGACAGCUCUCAGAAAUCUAGUCCUUUACAGUCCCUGGAAAACAUGAUUCCUUACAUCUUAGUGAAUGAUAUGGAAAAAAUUUGGUCACUACUUGUAAAUGCCAGAAAAAGAAAUACAGAAAAAAGUAAUGUUAGAGUUGACAUAAUCCUGGAUAAUGCUGGAUUUGAACUUGUAAGUGAUCUUGUGUUGGCUGACUUCCUGGUAUCAUCAAAGCUAGCUGAUGAAGUCCAUUUUCAUGGAAAAAGUAUUCCAUGGUAUGUGUCAGAUACCACAAAGCAUGAUUUUAACUGGACUGUUAAACAACUGCAGUCAGCUAAUCAUAUGUGGAUGUCUAGAUGUGGGAUAAACUGGGAGGGCAAUUUGAAAAAGGGAGUUUGGGUUUACCGUGAUCACAUGUUUUGGACUUUGCCACAUGACUUUUCCAGUAUGGCUGAAGUUGCUCCUGACUUGUAUGCUGAUCUACAGAAGUCAAACUUGCUUCUUUUCAAAGGUGAUCUAAACUAUAGAAAGUUAACAGGAGAUAGAAAAUGGGAAUAUACUGUUCCAUUUCAUCAAGCCUUGAACAAGUUUCAUCCUGCGCCCCUCUGUAGUUUGAGAACACUGAAAUCUGACACUCAGGUUGGCCUAAAACCUGGACAAGGUGAACAAAUUCAGGCUUCUGAACCUGAAUGGAUGGUAAAUGGAAAAUAUGGGGUAGUUCAGUUUGAUGCUGCUCUCUAGUUAAAUGGUUCCGAAUAUUCUGAAAGAGAGAUUCAGCCUGAGUUUUAACUACUUUCUCUGCUCCAUGCUUGGCUUCAGCAAAGAUUCUUUUUUGUUGCACUUCUUCCUUCCAAGCGAUUUGUUGUUUUUGUUCCACAGAAGACUUUAAUGUUGUGCAAAAGUUUAUAAACUGUCUUUGUAUACAUAAA